AUGACAUUUAAUACGGAACAAGAAAUUUUUCAAUUUCAGGGUAGAUUGUUAAAAUUAUCCCAUUCAUCCCUGACUACCAAUACAAAGAUGGAUGUAAAUGUAUUCCUUCCCCCUCAGGCAUUGGAAACAUCGUCUUCAAAAACUCCAGUCUUAGUUUAUUUGUCGGGAUUAACUUGUACACCUAACAAUGCGUCGGAGAAGUCCUUUUUGCAAUACUUUGGUACUAAAUAUGGGUUUGCUGUUGUUUUUCCAGACACCUCACCAAGAGGUGCUGGUAUUGCAGGAGAGGACGAGUCAUAUGACUUUGGUACUGGUGCCGGAUUUUAUCUUGAUGCUACGGAGGAGCCAUGGCUGAAAAAUUAUAACAUGUAUUCUUAUGUUCAUAAGGAAUUAUUGACCGAAUUGGCUAAACAGUUUUCUCAAUUAGAUUUUGAAAACAAAAUUUCGAUCCUUGGCCAUUCCAUGGGAGGAUAUGGUGCUUUGACAGGUUUCUUUAAGAAUCCAGGUAAGUACAGAUCUGUCUCUGCGUUUGCACCAAUUUCAAAUCCUCUGAAUUGUCCUUGGGGAGAAAAGGCUUUUGGUAACUACUUAGGAAAAAAUAAGCAAGCCUGGUAUGAAUACGAUCCAACACAUUUAAUCAAAAAUUAUUCGAACGGUAACCAGCCUGAUAUAUUAAUACACCAAGGAUCAAAGGAUGGAUUUUACCACAAAGAUCAUCAAUUACAACCUGAAAACUUUGUAAAGGCUGCCAAAGAAGCGGGAUACAAGGGUAAUAUUGAUUUGAGAAUUGUAGAUGGUUAUGAUCAUCUGUACUUUUUCAUUAGUAGUUUUGUUGAAGACCAUGCUAAACAUCACGCUAAAUUUUUGGGUUUAUUAGACUAG
This is a messenger RNA of Debaryomyces hansenii CBS767, 882 nucleotides long. Its product is annotated as S-formylglutathione hydrolase. Bases 1 to 882 code for a protein of 293 amino acids. The transcript has a single exon. NCBI's taxonomy places the organism in Eukaryota, Fungi, Ascomycota, Pichiomycetes, Serinales, Debaryomycetaceae. Gene Ontology annotation, biological process: formaldehyde catabolic process. The record is from RefSeq and is a predicted model, not a curated record. Gene Ontology annotation, cellular component: cytosol. Gene Ontology annotation, molecular function: S-formylglutathione hydrolase activity.